AUGGGUUGGAAGAUGGCGUCUCCCACGGACGGAGCAGAUCUAGAAGCAUCUUUGCUAAGUUUUGAAAAACUUGACCGGGCUUCACCAGACCUUUGGCCAGAACAAUUACCAGGUGUUGCUGAAUUUGCAGCUUCCUUCAAAAGUCCUAUUACUAGCUCUCCACCCAAAUGGAUGGCUGAAAUAGAACGUGAUGACAUCGACAUGUUGAAAGAACUGGGGAGCCUCACCACAGCUAACUUGAUGGAGAAGGUACGAGGCCUUCAGAACCUGGCCUAUCAGUUGGGGCUGGAUGAGUCCAGAGAGAUGACACGGGGGAAAUUCCUCAACAUUCUAGAGAAGCCCAAGAAGUAGCAGCUGCUUGUGGACAGGAUGUCCUGGGGCCUGGAACCAUGCGUCCUUCCCAGUGCAGCUCUGAAGAUGCACACCUCACUGCUUCCUGACCAGAGGCCGGAGGGUGCACUCCAGAAUUCACCCUCUCCCCUGCUUCUGGCACUCUGCGCCUCUGAGGACGUUCGGCAGCAAGAGAAGAAUCUGUUCUACCCAAGGAUCGGUGCAGUUAUUCCAUCAGCUUCCAGACUUUGACCAUCUCAACCUCGGAUGGUGACACCAGAGAGCAUAUCAUUCUUAAAGGUCAAAGUCCUGCUUUCUCAUUUCCAGAAGUGAUUCAGGAGCUCCAGGAUCUUACAGUUGAUUUGAUUCAGUGAUGGCAAAGUCAGUUGAGACAUGUUGCUUGGAUGAGUUCCUUUGAAUUGUACUUCAUCUCUUAGGAAGUAUUUAUGAUGCUAGGAGACCAGAGGCUAGUUAGAUUCUGGACCAGUUAGAGUCAGAUCAGGGUGCAGUUUGACCUGCAAACCCACCAGUGUAUACUAGGUUCCAGGAAUCCCCAGCUAGAGAAAUGCUUUUGAAAUUCUACACCUCUCAUGAUAGUUGCAUCCCCCAGUGCCUUCUGUUCCCCACCUCCAAGGCCCCCCCAUAUGUCUGACUCCAGAGAGCGGGAUCCCUGUGUACCAAGUCCCUCCUGGGAUUAGCUUGUACAGUGAAAGGCGCAUGCAGGGUUGCAUUGGGUUCUAGAUAUCAAGACUAGCGUAAAGAUGAUGGAAAGGACUUUUGAGUUCUGCUUAAUCUGAUACAGAUUCAAGUGAGAAAGUAGUUAUGGCCUGAAAGAUAGGAGAAGGGGAUUGAGUGCAGGAGUUCCCAUUUGAUUAAAAACUAGAAAUUGUAAUUGACCUUAAGGGAAUGUGCUGUGGAAUGGUGGCAAUAUUUUGCCUGCCCCGCUAUCCCAUCUCAUAGCACAGAUUAAAUAGUUCACUCAUAUAACAGAAAUACACACACACAAGAGAAAGAAUUUCUUGACUCUACAAUUCUUAUGGCGCUCUUUGUCCAUUAUCUAUAUAAAGACCUGAAAAUCUAGCCCAUGUUUAAAAUUGAUUAUAAGUAUUCUCCUUAUUUUGUCUUGUAAGUUAGCCCCCAGCUUCUGUUAUUUUGAGAAGUUCAUGGGCUUUCCUAAACUUUAUGAAAAGAAGAUCCGUGUGGCAGUAAUGUGUUAGUGUUUAGACACUAGGGAUGUUGUGGUCAAGGUCUGGAUGCUGACUGUUUGGCUAGGGCACAGCACUGCUCAGUUUAAUAGCUGGUCCAUUAGCCAUUUUCUGACACUUGUGCCUUGUUUCCCAUGCUAGAAUUAAGGUUGGAUUUUUCUUUCAUUUGCUUCCUUUGACCAUCCAUGCAGUUUUACUUAUUGAUCAGGGUGGGUGGAAUUUAACACAAGACAUUAAAAGAGAGUAUGAGAAGGCAAACAUUCUGUUUGGAUGCGAUAUAUAAGGUUAGGCUAUAGAGGUGUUGAUUUUAAGUAAAGCUUAUCAUUGACAUUCCUUUGUCUUAAAUGCGGUUAAAGAAUGUAAAAGAUGGGGAGAGAGAAGGAAGGAGGGCUGUGCAAAAAAAUAAUGCCACAAUGUCAGAUUCUAACUUUGCUCUGUUUUUUGAGAGUUGAUGGUGUCAGGCACUUGUAAGUGCUUAGGGAAAUUGAGAAAUAGAUGGAGAACAUUGGGGUACCUCCCUGAAACCAACUCCAGUCUGUAAACUGGUUUUGGGGUCUGCUUUGGCCUCUUCCUUUUACUGUCAUCUUAUCCACCAGCACUUAAUAUACGUAGAUGUUUUAGAAUUGCAGUAUUUAUUGGUUUUGUAUUUGCUGUCCUUAGAAAUGUUAUUGAUGUAUUUUUAUAUUGAUAAUAUAAAUUUAUGUACAAUGUGCGCAUGUAUGUAUUUUAGGGUGUUAGAGGAUUGUACUUUGUGUAUGGUGGUUUCUGUGUCAUCAUAAUAAAUAUUCACCUUUU
Molecule: messenger RNA, 2330 nt
Organism: Budorcas taxicolor (takin)
Lineage: Eukaryota; Metazoa; Chordata; Mammalia; Artiodactyla; Bovidae
Gene: LIN52
Product: lin-52 DREAM MuvB core complex component
Exons: 6
Coding region: 1-351 (116 amino acids)
Biological process (GO): regulation of DNA-templated transcription
Cellular component (GO): DRM complex
Source: RefSeq, a predicted model, not a curated record